Molecule: messenger RNA, 4631 nt
Organism: Jaculus jaculus (lesser Egyptian jerboa)
Lineage: Eukaryota; Metazoa; Chordata; Mammalia; Rodentia; Dipodidae
Gene: Chst15
Product: carbohydrate sulfotransferase 15
Exons: 8
Coding region: 773-2509 (578 amino acids)
Biological process (GO): hexose biosynthetic process
Molecular function (GO): N-acetylgalactosamine 4-sulfate 6-O-sulfotransferase activity
Source: RefSeq, a predicted model, not a curated record
UCUGUUAGUCUCCUCGGCCCCACAGCGUCCCACACACACCGUGUUGACUUGGAAGGGGCGGGGGCGGAGAGCGAGCCCCCCGCUCGGGGCGCGCACGCCUUGAUCUCACAUUCCAGACUCGAGCCGAUGUGUGUCAGCGCGACAUGGGGCGGGGGCAGGGCUCCGUGCGGAUGUUUCAUUCGCCAUCCGCACGUCACUCCCAAACUUUUCCUCUCCGCACUCGGGGAGUCAGGUUGACGCGUCCUGGAUGCGGGGCUCCCGGCGCGGGGCUGAGCGCGCUCCCGCCGAAUCGGAGCUGCAAAGGCUUCGCGGGCAGAUCUCGGGAUUUUCAGGUAAUCUGGCAUUUUGAGUCUACUCGCAGCAAGAGGAAACACUGUGGAGGAAUGCCAGCCUGCGGGACAAUGAGAGGACCAUGACAUCUUCUAAUCUCCCGUGUGGCUCCAUGGUCUCCAGCCAUACCACGUCUACCUUUCUUGGUGCCAUGGGAAAAACCUGAAACAAACACGGAGAGUCACCGUACCUGUGACCACUUCUGUGUGGCAGGAGCUGGUACAGAACAUGACCAUUGGAGAGCACGUCCUCACACUGUCUUUCGGAACGGAACCAAAGAACAUACCUCCUCAUUCUCUAGUGUACUUCUGUUGCUCCUGACUUCUGACCAUCUUCUGUAAUCAUAGGACGCCCUUACAGCUUCCCAGCCGGACUUGCGCACACAGGGACUCCUCCGGGUCUUGCCUAUGGCUCAGUAAGACAGCCGCCCAAGGCCCCUACCAUGAGGCACUGCAUUAAUUCCUGCAUACAGUUGUGCCCCAAAGAUACCUACACACAGCAAAUUGGCUGCCAAGGAGGCCCCCAUCCCAAGCAUCAGGUGUGCCCCACGUGCAAGGGAGAAAACAAAAUUCUGUUCCGUGUAGACAGUAAGCAGAUGAACCUGCUUGCUGUUCUCGAAGUGAGGACGGAGGGGAAUGAGAACUGGCCUGGAUUUUUACGCUUUAAGAAGGGGAAGCGAUGUAGCCUGGUGUUUGGAUUAAUCAUAAUGACGUUAGUGAUGGUUUCUUAUAUCCUUUCUGGGGCUCACCAGGAACUUCUAAUUUCAUCUCCUUUCCACUACGAGGGCUUUCCCAGUAACCCCAGCAUGAUGGACAGUGAGAACCCAAGUGACACGAAAGAGCAUCAUUACCAGCCCUCUAUAAGCAAUAUUUCCUACGCAAAGGACUACCCAAGCAUUAGAGUCAUUAUCCGCAGCAUUACGGCCAGGAUUGAGUUCACCACCAGACAGCUCCCAGACCUGCAGGAUCUCAAGAGGCAGGAGCUGCAUAUGUUCUCCGUAAUCCCGCACAAAUUCCUCCCAAACAGCAGGAGCCCCUGCUGGUACGAGGAGUUCUCGGGCAGGAACACCACCGACCCGUACCUGACCAACUCCUACGUGCUGUACUCGCGGCGCUUCCGCUCCACCUUCGACGCGCUGCGCCGGGCCUUCUGGGGCCACCUGCGGCUGGCGCGCGGGAAGCGCUUCCGCCUGCGCUGCCUGCCGCACUUCUACAUCAUCGGGCAGCCCAAGUGCGGCACCACCGACCUCUACGACCGCCUGCGGCUGCACCCCGACGUGCAGUUCUCGGCCAUCAAGGAGCCGCACUGGUGGACGCGGAAGCGCUUCGGUGAGCUGGGGGCCGCGCCCCCGCCUGUGACUCGUGCGCGCCAGGGCCGGGGCAUCGUCCGCCUGAGGGAUGGACUGCGAGACCGCUACCCUGUGGAAGAUUAUCUGGACCUCUUUGACUUAGCAGCACACCAAAUCCAUCAAGGACUACAGGCCGCCUCUGCAAAGGAGCCGAACAAGAUGAAUAAAAUCAUUAUUGGGGAGGCCAGCGCCUCCACCAUGUGGGACAACAAUGCCUGGACCUUCUUCUAUGACAACAGCACCGACGGCGAGCCGCCCUUCCUGACACAGGACUUCAUCCACGCCUUCCAGCCCGAGGCCAAGCUCAUCGUCAUGCUCCGGGACCCCGUGGAGAGGUUGUACUCAGACUAUCUCUACUUCGCAAGUUCAAAUAAAUCUGCAGAUGACUUCCACGACAAGGUGGCAGAAGCUCUGCAGCUGUUUGAGAACUGCAUGCUGGAUUGCUCCCUGCGCGCCUGCGUCUACAACAACACCCUCAACAAUGCCAUGCCCGUGAGGCUCCAGGUUGGGCUGUAUGCCGUGUACCUUCUGGACUGGCUCACGGUUUUUAAAAAGGAGCAGUUCCUCAUUCUGCGGCUGGAAGACCACGCUUCCAACGUCAAGGACACUAUGCACAAGGUCUUCCAGUUCCUGAACCUGGGGCCCCUGAGUGCAAAGCAAGAAGCUCUGAUGACCAAGAGCCCCGCAUCCAACGCACGGCGUCCUGAGGACCGCAACCUGGGGCCCAUGUGGCCAGUGACACAGAAGAUCCUGAGGGACUUCUAUGGGCCGUUCAAUACCAGACUGGCGCAGGUCCUCAACGAUGAAGCAUUUGCCUGGAAGACACCCUGAGGACUGAGCCCACCCUCCAGGCAUUGGGCUUCCCGACUAUCAUUGUCAUGACUUUAAGUGUCUUGCUGGAGAGCUGUUGACUCACUGUAAAGACGAGCCUGGGGCCCAGCCUCUCCUCCCAAGGCCCCUGUUAACUGUAACCAUUUUGGGUCCCCUGUGAGUUCAGUUCAGCAGCUCUGUACUUGACACCCUGCUGAGCUCCUCCUCCUGAGGCCUUGGGAAAAUGCACUGGGGAGAGAGGUUGGUCUGGUCUGGAGCUGAGCACACUUCACGUGGGAAGAGUUGGCCUCGGAAGGCCACUGCGCAGCCCUGCUGGCCAGCGUUCAGGGGAGCCCAGUGCAGGCUUUGACAACUCCGGGGUCUGAUUAAGCUCCCCAGAGCCGCUCUCCACACGCUGCUUUCGCUGAGCACUUUGUAUAGACUGCUAACUUCAUCAGGGCCCAGAACGGAGUCUCAGUGAAGAAGCAGGUUCUCAUUUGUUUAAAUUCUUACUUCCAAGAAGCCCUGUUCACUUCACUGUUUCCAAGGGGGUUGGUGGGGGGGCGACUUUUGGCAGCACACUGUUCUCUCUGACCUCCUCUGGUUCUGCCCCUUAGGCGCAAUUCAUGUUGAACAGAAAACGACUUCAUUGAAAACAAAUCCAUUCCCUGCAUUUGACUAGCCCUAGUUCUCCUUUCUUCUUCAGUAGAUGUUUUCCCCAAGAAAUUUACUUUAGAUUUGGAAGAGGACUUCUUGCUGUUAAUGCAAGAGCAGAACUGCCUCAAGGAUUUGAAUGCUUUGUGGAAAAUCUGCGUGAAGCCUCGUCACACACGCAGGGGCGCGGGAAAGCGAGAGGAUGUCAGUAUCUUAUUCCGGCCGGAGGUCGUUACGGGCUGCGUCCCGCACGUUCUCUGUUGAGGUUGGUCGACGGUCCUGACUCACUAAGGAUCUUCAAGAUAACAAGCCCACAUGGGCCACAUGUAGUAUGCGUUGACUCGGGAAGAGAUUCCUAGGAGCUGUGCUCUUCAUGGAAUGUUCGAGGCUUCUCGGCAGCUUGGUUUGCAAAGGCUGAGCUGGAGGUCUUGUCGUUGCGUGGAAGUCCCGAGGAGACCCGGGAAGAACGCUUGAGAGCACUGUGGCCACUGGUUCCAGUGCACACGGGACACACGUGCACACGGGACACACGUGCACACGGGACACACCUGCUGCCGCCCGCGUGUGAGGGCGCCUGGGGUUUGAUGACGUGAGGGUGUGCCGCCAGCAGCUGGCUCCUUCUGCCCUAUCUCUGCCAUGGGCGAGGGGACGCUGGGUCCAUUAGAAUGUGUGGAAGGCUCUGGGCGCUGGUAUAGCCUGGGCUGGUUCUGCUGCUGAAGGAGCUGUGUGUCCUGCGCACCCACGUGCGGGGACAACCCCUCACAGCCAGCGCCCAGUGCAGCGGCCGGCGGGGACAUCUGGCCCGAGCACAAGCAUGCUUUGGGGAGGGGGCGCUUCAGCGUGUGUGAGAUUGGGUAUUUAUUCGGAGCACAGAGUGUGUGUGUGCGUGUGAGAGCACUUCCUGAGUGGGUUCCCCUCAGCCCUGCCACGGACCAGGCUUCUCCCUCCACUGUGGACACGAUGCCUUUAUCGAUUAAUUCCUCUGCCAGUUAACUUGUCAUUUCCAGCGGGUAGUUUACGACUCCUUACUGACACUGAUCUCUCUCACGCACUCGGCAUGUGAACAACAUGUAACAUAAUUCUGCUUCUUACAGAAGUAUUACCGAAGGUGUUAUUUCCAAUAUUAUUUGGUCCAUUGUUGAUCUUUUGAUAUACGCAGCCCGCACCCGCUGUGCCACAUCAUGCCAUCCAGGCUGGGUUUUCCAGGGGCCUCUCCGAGAACACCCACAUUGCCUUUGCUCCCAACGGAGGCCCCUCCCGCUGACAGCACAGGUAGCAUUUCGGGUGGUGGCUUUCUAGUCUGUCACCCCAAGCCAAAGUGAAGCGGGCCAUUUCUCACAACCCGGUACUGAAGACACUGUAUUCUGAAAGGCCACGUGCGGGAUUGUAUUAAACUGUUACUCCCUUAGUCCUAUGAGGUAUGCCACGCGAAUCACAUGUAUGCUAUACUUUUAUUCAUAUUUAACAUGAUUAAAGGUGGACCCACACA